CCAAAUCGAUACAACCGCGCGGAAAGAACCCGUCAAUUUUAAACCCAUUGAGAGUUCGGAGAGUUCAGCGGCCAAGGAGUAGACAAGAUGGCGUGCGUGGCCUUGGCGGCGGUGCUCGUGCAGCUGAUUAUGGUGAUGACCAGCUGGGGCGGUGGAGUGUCGGCGCAGUUUGCAGGACCGACGCUCGCCUGCGGGGGCACUUCGCUGCUCAAAAUGACCACAUUGAUCUCGCCGGCCCAGAUUGGCACUAAUGGGGGCGCCGCCAGCAGCUGCACCUACACCAUUCGGGCUAUGAAUCUACGCGUCUGCCAGCUCCGGCUGGACUUUAACACGUUCAAUCUGGCCCAACCGACGGCCGAUCCGUACCCGAGAUGUGUCAACGACGUGCUGACGAUUGAGAACAUGGAUUUCCAUUUGUGUGGCGCCAACGAUGGACAGCACAUUUACGUGCCCUUUUCCCCGACCUACAACGACAUGACAAUGACCAUCGACUUUAAGCUGGCGGGACGUACCCUCGGAGAGCAGGCCCCGUACUGGAACAUCCGCGUCCAGCAGCUGGAGUGCCCCGUUGGACCAGCUUUCGCGUCCAAACUGGCCAACCGCUUCAUCCCGGAAAUUCCACCACCUUCCGGCAAAACCUUCAGCAACGAUUUGGCCACGCUGGCACCGACGGGUUGCUUGCAGUACUUCACGGCCCCAACCGGCACGAUCAAGUCGUUCAACUUUGGCCCGGGACCGUACAUCGGAGACACCAACUAUGCCAUCUGCUUCCGGCGGACACGGGCCAACCGGAUAUUGAGUCUGCACGCGGACGUCUUCGAUCUUGGCUACGUCGAAACGGGUGGCAUGGAGUGGACCGAUAACGAGUGCUACUCGAACGUGCCCACCCCUGGACGAUCCGAGGACUACCUGUUCAUUCAGGAUGGUCAUUACGUCGCCGCGGGAGGAAUCACGCGAAGGGCUAGUCGGUUCUGUGGCCAGAGCAUAAUCCAAAACACAGUGGAAACAUCCUCACCGGGACCGUUCGUGGUGUACUUCAACAGUGACAAGCUCAUUGAAGCGUCUCGUGAGAUGGGAUUCCACAUCACGUACGAAAUCGUCUAAUGGCAAAACAAACACAAACAAAACCCCCGUUUCCAAUCAAUCUUUGGCCUAGAAUAAUAACGAAUACUUAGCACGCUGAAGAUAUGCGCCGUUUACUCCACUA
This is a messenger RNA of Culex pipiens pallens (northern house mosquito), 1207 nucleotides long. RefSeq lists its product as uncharacterized. NCBI's taxonomy places the organism in Eukaryota, Metazoa, Arthropoda, Insecta, Diptera, Culicidae. The transcript has 5 exons. The record is from RefSeq and is a predicted model, not a curated record. Bases 88 to 1104 code for a protein of 338 amino acids.